This is a messenger RNA of Trichobilharzia szidati, 2719 nucleotides long. The record is from the annotation of a GenBank genome assembly. NCBI's taxonomy places the organism in Eukaryota, Metazoa, Platyhelminthes, Trematoda, Strigeidida, Schistosomatidae.
CGGCAUAUUACCUGCGCCCGAUUUAAUAUUAAGGUCAGGAGGAUGGAAGAAACUGAGCAUGUUGCUCGUCGACUUGAUAGAAUGCUGAAAAAUAAAAAGAUAGACGAUGAAUCUGCGUUAAAGUAUCUUCGACGACUUCGCAGCAUUGAAAUGACACUGGAUAUUUUAACUAAAACUGGUGUUGGUAUUAUCAUCAAUAAAGUUAGGAAAGCUUCUGACGACCCAGAAGUUGCUACACUUGGAAAAAAUAUUAUUAAACAAUGGAAAAAGUUGGUUCCAGAUAAAGGCGAUGCAUCUAUCCCAUGCACGAAUACUACAAGCAAUAACAAUAAUCAUAAUAAUGGUGAUAACAAUAAUGACAAGUCUUCUGAAUUAAAAGCCUGCAUCCCUUCUGACGAUUCAGCUCCGCAUGAUGCUAAACGGUCACGGAUAAGUGGUGAGCAUAACAAAAAAGACUCAACUGUUGAACAACCAUCAGUCGUCAAUGCAAGUCGUGGCUUCUUCCCCGUUCACUCGUUAACUACAAAUGAUCAAAUACGUCUUAAAGCUAGAGGGAUGAUUCAAUCAGCCCUGGAGAGUGGAAAUAUUCCUAGUGGUGCUUACGAAUGUGAAUAUUUGGCGAUUCGUAUAGAAAGUUCUAUCUAUGAUCUGUUUAAUAAUACUGAUACCAAAUACAAACAACGUGUGCGCACCAGAGUGAUGAAUCUCCGAGAUUCCAAUAAUCCAAACUUACGACUCAAUGUUUUAAUGGGACAUGUAAGCCCGGAAAAACUAGCGUCUAUGACGUCAGAACUGCCGACCAAUCAUAUGAUUGCUCAAGAGAAAGACAAACUGUGUCUAGUUGUGUGCCACUUCGAUGUGCAUUUAAAAAUUUAGCUGAUCCUGAGGAGGAAGCUGAAUAGGACAGACAAUUGGACAACAAAGCAAAUGCAUCAUUACUGUGCACCUUCCUUCCUUAAUGGUUUGUAAAAGGCCAAGUGAAAUCUAUGGGAGGUUCAAUUUUGUCUCAUUUGAUUGACGAUGGUGGUCACCAAGUGGACGGAAGAAGUGCCUUCAAGUGCUGUGAUCAAAUAGGGGUUAAAUUGUGAACUUUAAUAAAAUGCUAGAGAAAUGAUAAACUUAGUGCAAAUUACAAAUGUUGACACAUAACAAGGAUAAUAAUGGAGUAAAGUAAACUAGGUGAAAAUGGAUAUGAAAAGCAUAAUCUGACAUGGAAAUAUGACUGAUUAUGUACCUGAUUACUUUAUGGUAGGCCGGAGUAAACAAAGAGGAUGUUCUUUUUCCUCACAAAUAAAUCAGGUUUCUUAUCAAUCUCUUUAGCUUCAGGUAUGGUUAGAAGACGUAAUUGUGUGUAGAACUUUAUUGGAUACUUUGAUUGAACUGUAACUAGUUAGUAACUAGUGUAGGGUGUCUAGUCCUUUGCUUAGUGUAGACUGAAUUCUGCUGUCAGUCAAGUUUGCAAUGUGGCCACCUGUAGGCUAGGUAGUGGCUUGCCAUCAUGAUGCUUUGCACUGUGAAUCGUUGAUAUAUAUAUACAUAUAUAUCAUUGGGUGACAUAAGUUCGAAUAUCAGAGGACACAAGUUUCUUUCAAGGUUGAAGAUACGCCUUGGUAACAACUGGUGGCUGUCAGGUAGCACGAAACGCAGGUGGUCGAGCAAGGCUUCCUGUCCUGUCGGUUGCUUCCAACCAUCUAGGUCACACUUCUAUGCAGAAUCAUUUUAGAAUAAGAAAUAUUGUAGAACUACUUUUAUUAUUAUUAUUAUAAUCACCAUAAUAUGGCUAGUUUAUAAUAUUUCUUAAGCAAACUGUGACGCCAAUAUUAAGUUACAGUGUGUGAUUAUAUAUGGAUUUCAGUACAAAUCUAUAUCUUGUUUCAUCUCUUCUAAAAUCUUGUGUUGCAUUCAGAAGUGCCCUGUUGUUAAAAUGUCUGACUGUAGAAUGUUUUCCAAAAAGUAACAGCAUUCAGCUUCGUUAAAGCCAUUUUAUCCCACUGUGAAGCAGAGUUUUAUGAAUUGUUUACAACCAGUGGUUUCUCAUGCAGUCACUUCACUUCAUCAAUUUAAAUAAAGAAACAACGAACAUAUUUGCAGGAUAAUAAGAACUUGUCCUAUUUCGUGGAAUCUCUUCAGCUGAGUGUAUAUCCUGAAUACAUCAAUUGCAAAAUUUAUUUUAAUAUACUUCUUACAAUGACCUUGAGUAACAGAUAGAAAGUAUAGGCAACAUACUCUUUUAAGAUGAUGUAAGUAGACGAAUUAUUCAAUGUUAAAAUGAGUAACCAUUUAUACAGUGAUUAGAUAAGGCAGUGGAGUUCAGAUUUUGCUUGGAAACAAGGAUGGGCUGCUAAAGACAAGAUACAAGGUAGAUCAACAGAGUGAAUUUAUACAUGUUAUGAUGGAGAGUGCAUGAGGGUGGAAGUGAUUAGUAAACUGAAGUGAAAUUAUGGAACAGACAAAGUAAUUUAGUAGAUUUAGAAACUUGAUAGUGAGUUCAACUGAGUAAGUGAAAGUCGAAAUCGAAAUGAAGUGUGGAAUGCUAUGCAACAGAAUAAAAGACAAAGGCACACGAACAAAACAAGUAUGGUUACCAGGGUAGUGAGAGAUUAGUUACACUAUCUUUCUGUAUGCAUAGGUUGGGUCGAAGUCUUUUUAUGGGAAUGGCUUUUCUUUGUGUGUUGAUUAUUUUGAGAGCCUGACUAAUUUCCACUUAAUUAGGUGUUGU